CGCAGCGCCUCCUCCAUGCUGACCAAGCCUCUGCAGGGGCUCCCUGCGCCCCUCGUGACCCCCACGCAACCGCCAGGAGGCAAGGAUCGGGCAGCCUUCGAGGCCGGACACCGACUUGGCCCCCUCUUGGGUAAGGUGGGCCUUGGCACCAUCUUCGUGGGACACCGCGUCACAGAUAGAUGCCAGGUGGCCAUCAAAGUAAUCUCCCGAAAUCGUGUGCUGGGCUGGUCCACCUUCUCAGACUCAGUCACGUGCCCACUUGAAGUGGCACUGCUGUGGAAAGUGGGUGAAGGCAAUGGGCAUCCUGGUGUGAUCCGUGGGCUUGACUGGUUUGAAACCCCAGAAGGCUUCAUGCUGGUCCUUGAGCGACCCAUGCCGGCCCAGGAUCUUUUCGACUACAUCCCUGAGAAGGGCGCACUGGGUGAAAGCCGCAGCUUCUUCACCCAGGCGGUGGCAGCUGUCCAGCGCUGCCAGGCGCGUGGAGUUGCCCAUCGCGAUAUCAAGGAUGAGAACAUCCUGAUAGGCCUGUGCCGGGGCUGCAUAAAACUCACCGAUUUUGGUUCUGGUGCCCUGCUUCAUGAUGAACCUUACACGGACUUUGAUGGGACAAGAGUGUACAGCCCUCCAGAGUGGAUCUCUCGACACCAGUACCAUGCCCUUCCAGCCACUGUCUGGUCACUGGGUGUCCUCCUCUGUGACAUGGUGUGUGGGGACAUUCCAUUUGAGAGCGACCAGGAGAUUCUGGAGGCUGAGCUCCACUUCCCUGCCCAUGUCUCAUCAGAUUGCUGUGCCCUAAUCCGCCGGUGCCUGACUCCUAAACCUUGUUCCCCACCCACACUGGAGGAGAUUCUGCUGGACCCCUGCGUGCAAACACCAGCAGACAAAGCACCCAUCAGCCCCUCCAAAGGAAGGCCCACCCCUUUACCCCAUCCCUGCUUCCCUAGGCCCAGCCAGGAUCUCACUACUUGGAAUCCCAUGGUUACGCCACAAGGGGUAUCUGUUGACCUGGUUAUACAGGCUGUUUAA
This is a messenger RNA of Jaculus jaculus (lesser Egyptian jerboa), 1026 nucleotides long. Its product is annotated as serine/threonine-protein kinase pim-2-like. The record is from RefSeq and is a predicted model, not a curated record. Lineage: Eukaryota; Metazoa; Chordata; Mammalia; Rodentia; Dipodidae. Bases 16 to 1026 code for a protein of 336 amino acids. Gene Ontology annotation, molecular function: protein serine/threonine kinase activity; ATP binding. Gene Ontology annotation, cellular component: cytoplasm. Gene Ontology annotation, biological process: negative regulation of apoptotic process; protein autophosphorylation; regulation of mitotic cell cycle. The transcript has a single exon.